AUGUCCUUCAGGCUGAAGAGCAGAUACCACCAUGCAGUCUCACUCCAGAGGAGCAAGAACAAGCCAAGGAGGUUGGGGCUUGUGCCAUAUUCAACAUGGAAAAUUUAUGCACUGGAGUCUCAUCCAGGAUUGAUGAUCAUAUUAAAUCCAUUUACAAGUCAAGGUCAGCAGGAAUGGAUUAAAAGGUGUUUGAUGGAUUAUCCUUGCUCACCAAAAAAAAAACAAUUUAAAUUUAUCCCAUGUCUUCAUUUGCACAUUGAGUCACAUGUUUUUCUCACAACAAAACCUGAAGGAAAAACAGCAAGGAGUACAAAAGAUGUGCGAUGGGUGACCCUCGGUUACCAUCAAUGGGAUACCAAAGAAUAUAGUGAAGAUAUGAAGGGAGAUAUACUUUCUCUACAGAUACUGUGCAGAAUAGUAGCAAAAGUGGUUGGAUUUGAUAGUUUUCGAGCAGAAGCAGCCAUUGUAAAUUACUAUCACAAAGACUCGACACUAGCUCCCCACACAGACCACUCAGAGCCAAAUAUGGAAGCUCCACUGCUAUCGUUCAGUUUCGGACAGAGUGCAGUGUUUCUCAUCGGAGGGCCUAGCAAGAGCACAGAACCCUCAGCACUCUUUCUCCACAGUGGGGACGUCAUGAUCAUGUCAGGUGCCAGUCGGAAGGGAUAUCAUGCAGUUCCUAGAAUACGGCUUGUGCCAGAGGAGCCAUGGAGUGCAGUGCAUGAAAGUGAAGAAAAUUUAACAUCUGAAAUUAACCGAAAUCAGGAUGGUGACUUAGGUAAUGAGAGAUGUGAUGAUAACUGCCCUUUUAAUAAAAGACAGAAGUUAAGCUCUGAUUCUGAUGAUGAAGAGAGAAUUGCAAAAAUGUUGGAGUACAUAAGAACAAAUAGAAUUAACAUGAAUGUGAGACAGGUUCUUUUGCCUGGUAUGGAUAAACUGCAGAGGUAAUAAAUAAAUAUUUUUUAUCUGAA
Molecule: messenger RNA, 971 nt
Organism: Penaeus monodon (black tiger shrimp)
Lineage: Eukaryota; Metazoa; Arthropoda; Malacostraca; Decapoda; Penaeidae
Product: nucleic acid dioxygenase ALKBH1-like
Biological process (GO): oxidative RNA demethylation
Cellular component (GO): nucleus; cytoplasm
Molecular function (GO): oxidative RNA demethylase activity; broad specificity oxidative DNA demethylase activity; ferrous iron binding
Source: RefSeq, a predicted model, not a curated record